Lachancea dasiensis is the source of this 327-nucleotide messenger RNA. The record is from the annotation of a GenBank genome assembly. NCBI's taxonomy places the organism in Eukaryota, Fungi, Ascomycota, Saccharomycetes, Saccharomycetales, Saccharomycetaceae.
AUGAUCUCUUCCCUCCUGCGCACUAAGGGAUGGAUAGUGCCAAACUACCCUCUUCCGCAGUCCACCGACGGCUCUGACAAAUGGGAAGUGUUGAGAGUCGUCUUCAGAUCUGAGAUGAGCAUGGACUUGGUGCAGUUGCUAUUAACCCACAUUCACCUGACGGUCCAGAAGCUGAUUAAAUGCAGCAAUUCAAUUCCAGAAGGUUUGAGUGUGGGUGAGCGCAGGUAUGCGAUUUACAACAUGAUGCUGAUCUUGGCUUCUCCGGAGAGUACCGUGGACGACGAGGCAAGCCACCACAAGAGAAAGAACUACAGAGGUACGUGCUGA